UGGCACGGUGGGCAUAUCAUGGUGACCCCCCCGUCGUUCCAUGCGCCUUCCGUCGUAGUGCUCAGUUCUCGGGACAUGUUUGGGCACAUUGUGCAGUUUCAGCAUGGCAUCCCUCAAGAUGUUGUGCCGCUAGCCAUCAUCACCAGCAGCACCACCGCCACCUUCCUUGGCUGGAUUGCGAUGCACGGGGAAGUACGCCUGGCGCGGUUGCUUUCUUGCAUCCCCCACUUGCGUCCUGUGGUUGUGCUGUUCGCAGUCGCCGCGACAAAUUUGACCUUACUCGACACGCUCAACUUGGACAUCGACGACGACGACAAUCUCGUGGACGUAGCCGCUAUCACGGGCAACCUCCCUGGUAUCGUUGCGUUGUUUAAAAUGGGCUACUACGCCGGGACGAAUCGCGCGCUCAUGUCUGCGGCAACCAGCGGCCAUCUGGACAUUGUCGUGUACCUGUGCGUCCAUCGAAAGCUGCCGUGCACGAAGGCCGUGGUGAAUGCUAGUGCGCGCAUGGGGCACUUGCCCAUCGUGCAGUGGUGCCACGAAUAUGGAGCCCAAUCGUGGACAUCGGACGGAUUCGUUGGCGCAGCGGGCGGGGGGCAUGUCGAUGUCGUGGCGUAUAUGCAUCACGCCAAGCCCCGGUGCGGGUCGACAUCUCUCGCCAUCGACGCGGCCGCCUCCAAUGGACACCUUCAUGUCGUGCAGUUCAUUCACAGUCAGCGGCCGACCCAUGGAUGUUCGAUCAACGCUCUGCACGGAGCGAUUGCCCAUGGACACAACCAUGUGGUUGCGUACUUGGAACUGCACCGAGGCGACUUGAUUCAAGCAGUCUGUUGUGCAUGUGGAAUCUACACUGCAUUGAACCACCCGUGCAAAGCCAUCGCGUGAGCGAGAGUGUAUCCUCUAUGCACGUACUCGAAAGUAGUACAUUCUUCUCGAGUCGUCCAAAUCGAACUAACGUUACUUACCAUGAACACAUGUCGUAGUAUGACAUAUUUAUC
Aphanomyces astaci is the source of this 998-nucleotide messenger RNA. RefSeq lists its product as hypothetical. The record is from RefSeq and is a predicted model, not a curated record. The coding region runs from base 19 to 885 and encodes 288 amino acids. Gene Ontology annotation, molecular function: protein binding. Lineage: Eukaryota; Oomycota; Saprolegniomycetes; Saprolegniales; Verrucalvaceae. The transcript has a single exon.